Trichoderma atroviride IMI 206040 is the source of this 2579-nucleotide messenger RNA. RefSeq lists its product as uncharacterized. Lineage: Eukaryota; Fungi; Ascomycota; Sordariomycetes; Hypocreales; Hypocreaceae. The record is from RefSeq and is a predicted model, not a curated record.
CGCCCCGGAGAAGCCCGACGCCGCUGCGCCUGUUGCUGGCACCGAGGAUCAGGUCGCCGGCGAGGGAGAAGUGGCCGCCAAGACUGUGGAUAAGGCGGAAGCGGGUGAUGCUACAAUGGAGGAAGCAAAGGAAGCUGCAGCAGAACCCAAGGCGCCCGAGAGCGCAGAAAACGCUGCCGAGGCCGCAACUGAAAAGCCAGCUGAGAACGAAAAGAAGACCGAUGCGGACGGCGAUGCCGAGAUGAAAGACGCUGCCGACACUGCUGCGGCUGCUGAGCCCAAGGCUGAAGCUGCCGCCGCCGCUGAGACUCCAGCUGCUGCGAAGGGCAAGGGGGGUCGACGAAAGUCGACUGCUGGAGAGUCAAAGGGCAAGACUCUGAGCAAGAAGGGCUCAAAGGCACGCCUUACCCACAUUGAUGCCCAGCCUGGCGAUCACUUCUUAGUGAAGCUCAAGGGUUUCCCGGCUUGGCCCGCCAUUAUUUGUGAUGAGGACAUGCUCCCACAAGCUCUCAUCAAUACCCGACCAGUCUCCGCGGCACGUCCCGACGGAUCCUACUCUGAAGCUUACGCGGAUGGCGGUAAGCGAGUGCACGAUCGAAGCUUCCCCGUCAUGUACCUAUAUACAAAUGAAUUUGGAUGGGUUGCGAACACUGCCCUAUCCGAGUUGACUGCGGAUAAGGCUCGAGAUACGAUUGGAGACAAGAUGCGAAAGGAUUUAAAGGCAGCUUUCGAGCUCGCGAUUGAGCAAAACUCAAUUGAGCACUACAGAGCGAUUCUACAAAGCUUCCAGGAUGAGCUGAUUGCGCAGGAAGAGGCUAGGAAAGAAGCUGCAGCUACUCCGAAGAAGUCCAAGAAGGGCAAGGCGAAGGUAACUGACGAGGAUGAAGACGUGGAUAUGGAGGAUGCGGAAGAGGCGCCAAAGGCUAAGCCGAAGAAGCGAAAGGCGGCCGACGAAGAAGCUGCUGUCCCUCAACGUUCUGAGUCCGUCAAGAAACCCAAGAUCAAGCUCAACACAUCAUCAUCUGCAUCAAAGGCUGCGAACGGAACGUCAGCGCCAAAAGCUAAAGAAGAAAAGCCUGCAAAGGUCGCAAAGGCCAAGCCGAAGAAGGGGGCUGACAAGAAAUCUGACGCGCCUAAAGAGCCCAAAUUGACCCCGGAGGAGCGACAUUUACGCAAGGAGAAAGAAAUCAUGUACCUACGCCAUAAGCUCCAAAGAGGACUUUUGACCAGAGAGCAACAACCACGAGAAGAUGAAAUGGAGGCAAUGUCCAGCUUCAUCACUAUCCUCGAGAAUUUCCAGGAUCUUGAUGUAUCAAUUAUCCGGGGCACUAAGAUCAACAAGGUUUUCAAGGCAAUUCUGAAGCUUGACUCUAUCCCUCGUGAAGAGGACUUCAACUUUAAGAAGAGGUCUCAAGCUCUGCUGGAUAAGUGGAACAAGCUACUUGCUAGCGAUCCUGCGCCCGCUAACACGGCGAAUGGUGUCAAUGGAGCUUCUGAAUCCAAGGACUCCAGUAAGCCGACGGGAAAUGGCGACGUGAAGGAGAGCGACGACAAAAAGAAGGAGGUCGAUGACGAGAAGACUAAAGGAGAUGACGAGGAAGCGACUGCCACGACCACAGCCAAAGAUGAAGAAUCGGAAGCCAAGGAAGACGUGAGCGAGAAGAAGGACGAAAAGGCCGAGGCCGAGGCAGCUCCCACUUCCGCAGCAGUUGAAGCCGCUGCUUAAUCUCUCAAAAUUUCCCGAGUAAUCUGAUAUACUCUGUGAUGAUGAAAACACCUACUGUCUCUGCGUCUCGGUUCCGAUGCAGCAGACCAGUUAAGGCCAUCUUCUUAAUGUCGACCUAUUUUUCUCUAUUUUUUUUUUCUCUCUAUUUCUUGUGUGGCGCAACGGACUCCUUGUUAUUAUUAUCAUUUCGCACAUUCUUCUUUAUACAAUAAAAGGGGUCACAGUUUAUUCUUUGGUUUGUGGUGUACAAGUAGCCACCAACAUGGAUGAGCAAACCGAAAGAUGGACAGAAAGGCUCAACUGUUUUGUUUCUCUUGGAGCCGCCCUAUUGAUGUGGCCUGAGAAAGUCUUGGGUGAGCGGAAAAGAGUACUGCUAGUACCCAACAUGAGGUGUUUCAAACCCAGUAUGCACAACACACGGGAAGGAAAUGAAAUGUGGAGUGACUGCGGUAUUUGAAGGGGAAGGAGGGGGCCACGCCUGAGGAGAAUGAGACAUUUGUACUUGUUGAUUUUCGCGUUGCUCAAUCUUUUUGAGGGGAUGGUGAUUGUUACUGCCGGGGUCAAAGGAUGCUUUGGUUGGGGCGGCAAGGAUAGGAAAGCAUGCUUUUUUCGCGUUGAGAAUCAAAGCUCUAUUUAGUUUAUGAAAUUCAGCGAUGUACGAUGAUUGAUCGGAUUGUAUGUAUGCAAGUAUACGCGAGUUUGUGAGAGGUGUACUGUUAUGCCAUCGUUUGUAAACAUUGCGCACAUCAAUAUUGUAUCGAAGAGCGUAUAAGAUAUCAUGUGUAAAACGUCAUUGGAAUACAUUGACAAGUCACAAAGCUAGCUUUAGAACUAAUGUCGAGACUUUUUUGCU